Elaeis guineensis (African oil palm) is the source of this 2748-nucleotide messenger RNA. Its product is annotated as hydroxyproline O-galactosyltransferase GALT6. Gene Ontology annotation, cellular component: Golgi membrane. The record is from RefSeq and is a predicted model, not a curated record. Gene Ontology annotation, molecular function: carbohydrate binding; hydroxyproline O-galactosyltransferase activity. Lineage: Eukaryota; Viridiplantae; Streptophyta; Magnoliopsida; Arecales; Arecaceae.
UUCGUUCUUUCCUCCUUUCCGAAUAUAUUCAAUAAAAAAAUAAUUAGAAACUAAAAAAAAAUAAAAGCCAACCUAAAACGGCUGGCUUUCCUCUUUGGUUCCUCACUCCCCGUCUCUCUUCUUUCUUUCUUCGGGGAAAAAAAUCGGGAAUUAGGGUUAGGGUUUGGAAAUCUCUAGUCUCGUCUCCCCGCGAUUUCGAUCGGAAUUUACUUAAGUUGAGGAUUUGGGACCGGUUGGGGGUUUCGAUUUCUUCCACCGAUCCCCAAUUCUUUUAGCGGGGGGAAGGAGCGGGAGCAGGGACGAUGAGGAGAUCGAAGCUGGAUGUGAUGGUUUCCCUCAGCCGGCAGCGAUCACUCCAAGUCCUCCUCGCCCUGGCGCUCCUCUAUGUUGCUGUUGUCUUCUUCUUCGAGUUCCCCUUCCUCUCCCGGUGGAUCGCCGGCGGGGGCGGGGUCAUCGGCGGUGGGGACGCUAUGACGCGUGUUCUACCCCUCGGCAGCGAGGAGGCGACGGAGGAGAAGUCCGCCCCCGCAAGACCGUCCAAGGGUCCCUUCCGGCUCCCACAGCCUUCCGGCCCCAUCCGCCCCCGCCCGUCCUUCGAUCGCCGGCGUCGCCACCGGUCCCUUCUCGUCUCAGGCCUUAAGUUCGCGGAGCUCAACUCCACUGGCCGCGGCCCUAUCUCGGAGCUGCACAAGUCUGCGAGGGACGCGUGGGAGGUCGGGUCGAAGCUGUUGAUUGAGCUAAAGUCGGCGCCUUCGUUACCGUUGCCGGUGUCGCCGGUGGAGAAUCGGACGGACGAGAGAUGCCCACAUUCGAUCGUUCUGACGGGGCCCGAUUUCCGGGAGCGCGGCAGGGUGAUGGUGCUCCCCUGCGGGCUGACGCUGGGGUCCCACAUCACUCUGGUGGCGAAGCCGUAUCAGGCCCACCCGGAGUAUGACCCCAAGAUCACGAUUUUGAGGGAAGGGGAUCAACCGAUCAUGGUGUCGCAGUUCAUGAUGGAGCUGCAGGGGCUGAAGACGGUCGACGGCGAGGACCCGCCGAGGAUCCUCCACUUCAACCCCCGGUUGAAGGGGGACUGGAGCGGGAAGCCGGUGAUAGAGCAGAACACUUGCUACCGCAUGCAAUGGGGUGCGGCUCAGCGGUGCGAGGGGUGGAAGUCUAGGGCCGAUGAGGAGACUGUUGAUGGGAUGGUAAAGUGUGAAAAAUGGAUUCGCGAUGAUGAUAACCGUUCAGAGGAGUCAAAGACGACUUGGUGGUUAAACCGUUUGAUCGGCAGGACAAAAAAGGUUUCGAUCGACUGGCCGUACCCAUUUGUAGAAGAUAAGUUGUUUGUCCUUACUCUUAGUGCUGGUUUAGAAGGUUAUCAUGUCAAUGUUGAUGGGAGGCAUGUAACUUCUUUCCCUUAUCGCACUGGCUUUGUUCUUGAAGAUGCAACUGGCCUGUCAUUGAACGGGGACCUUGACAUCCAAUCUAUAUUUGCUGGUUCGUUGCCUACAUCACAUCCUAGUUAUGCUCCACAGAGGCAUUUGGAGUGGUUGACUGAAUGGCGGGCCCUUCCACUUUCUGAAGAUCCUGUUGAACUGUUUAUUGGCAUCCUUUCAGCAGGCAACCAUUUUGCAGAGCGUAUGGCUGUGAGGAAGUCAUGGAUGUCUGCCAUUAGAAAAUCAUCAGAUGUUGUGGCUCGAUUUUUUGUUGCAUUGAAUGGAAGAAGGGAAGUAAACAUGCAGUUGAAGAAAGAGGCAGAGUUCUUUGGGGACAUUGUUAUAGUGCCCUUUAUGGAUAGCUAUGAUCUUGUGGUUUUGAAGACCAUUGCCAUAUGUGAGUAUGGGGUUCGUGCACUAUCUGCAAAGUAUAUAAUGAAGUGCGAUGAUGACACCUUUGUUAGAGUUAAUGCGGUAAUGAAUGAAGUAAAAAAAGUCCCAAGUGGCAGAAGCCUGUAUGUGGGAAAUAUAAAUUACUACCACAAGCCUUUGCGAGAAGGGAAGUGGGCUGUGACAUAUGAGGAAUGGCCUGAAGAAGAUUAUCCACCAUAUGCAAAUGGUCCUGGCUAUGUUGUCUCUUCUGAUAUUGCAAGCUUCAUUGUGUCAGAGUUUGAGAAACAGAAGUUAAGGCUGUUUAAAAUGGAAGAUGUGAGCAUGGGCAUGUGGGUCGAGAAGUUCAACGCGACAAGACCUGUGGGAUAUGUCCAUGACAUCAAGUUUUGUCAGUUUGGCUGCAUAGAUAAUUACUACACGGCGCACUACCAGUCCCCAAGGCAGAUGAUGUGUUUGUGGGACAAGUUGCAGACAGGGAAACCUCAGUGCUGCAACAUGAGAUGAUACAAUAGGAGAUAGCAGAGUAGAAGCAAAGAUUUUGCAGUUCUAGCAGCAUUUGUACAUUUGCUGAUGAUGAUAGACAUGAGGCUCGUUCAAGGAUGCCUUUCCAAAUUCAUUUAUUAUUUCUUCUUCUUCUUCUUCUUAUUUCAUUUUGGUGGAGGAUGGUUGGUGGGUGAUGGAAGAGGCACGCAGCUGCUUCUGUGUAUAUGUAAAAGAACACAUAACACAGCUCCUGUUACUUCUGAUGCCUCUGGUGGUGGUUGCCGUAAUUAUGAACAACCCAUCAGAUACAGAAGGGCGGUAUGGCAUCUCUUGCCUCGGAAUUUUGCAAUGUAAUUUCUCAGCAGCACAAGCCAGCAUGCCAUACUGUGAAACCGCACCGUGUUUUAGUCCUCGAUUCAAUACAUCAGAUAGAACACAGAAUUUUUGAAAUUUA